AUGGCAGACAAGAAUGCUACGGAAGCCUCUGUUGAAAGCCAGCCUGACCCACAGGACCAAGUCAACUUGUUGUUUCACGUCACAAUGACAGAAGAAAUCUCAAACCAACCAGUCAACGAUAAAGAAGAGGAAGGCUCAGACUCUGAAAAUGAUACAAACAGCAGCAUAACAUCAGAGGAAGAAGCUAUGAGUACAUCAGAGGAAGAAAAAGAUGAGAGUGGAGAAAUGUCCGUUGAUUCAGAUUUGCUAGCAGAGGGCGGUGAUGAACGUUUAUACCGGUAUGUAUACAGCAGCGGAAGAAAGGUUAUUAGGGGACUAAACACCAGAUACACUGAGCUGAACGACUUGCUGUACAUGCAGCGAGAGAUCUGUGGAGAGAACUCUGUACCACCACACACAACAACACCAAACAAGGAUGGACAGGGUGGGCGAAGUAAAGUUAUAUCUCACAAGGAUGGACAGAGUGGGAGAAGUACUAGUAAAGGAGUAUCUUCAGGUGUGGCUGGCAGGACAGCUGAAAGAACAGGUAGUAAGACGAAGAAGAUGUCCAGUACUGUAGCCAGGCUUUUGCUUGAAAAGGCAGCAGACUCGGGGACAGAGAAAGGUGACGCGUCCUGUCCCAAAACGCUGGUGGAGACAGUUCUAGAGCAGACCGGUCUGAACAUGGAGGAUUUUGUGGAGGAACAGUACAAUCCCCUUAUUCGUUAUAACCCUGUCCUCGAGCGAAGAAGUCGGCAGUACAACUGCAAGCACUGCGCAGAAUAUAGCUAUACCCUGACUGGUAUCAUCACUCACAUAACACUGCAGCAUAGGGCUCUGUUAGUCCAGAAACAAGUACGCCAUUAUAAAGACAGGGCUAACAUCACAGCAGGAAAGUCUGGGACAAACGAUGGAAAGCAGGGCAGAGUGAGGUACAAGUGCAGCCUUUGCAAACGGAGUCGGAACAUCAAAUCCUUCACCUUCAUGAGGGCACACCUUCGGGACAAGCACCACGUGUCACAGCACUUCGAGAGAUGCUCCUACAAGCCCCUCAGGUGUGCCAUCUUUGGAAACAGCAAAGGUAGUAGAUGCGCAACAGCCUACUGA
Molecule: messenger RNA, 1086 nt
Organism: Branchiostoma belcheri (Belcher's lancelet)
Lineage: Eukaryota; Metazoa; Chordata; Leptocardii; Amphioxiformes; Branchiostomatidae
Exons: 3
Coding region: 1-1086 (361 amino acids)
Source: RefSeq, a predicted model, not a curated record